GUUCUGUCGGAGAGGAUGGAGAUCGCUCUCCUGAACCCAUGCAGGUGGCAUAGGCAAGGCAUUGCCUGCUCCUGCAGUUUGAACUGGCUGCUGUGGCUUUUGGGCUGUUGGAUUGACUCCCUCUCUCAUGCCACAGGGAUUCCUGCCUACAUCGUGGUGCCCCGGACUGCCCCGCAGUGUAAGCAAGAUGCCAUUCGUGCCUAUGGUGCCACACUGGUGCCAUGUGAGCCCAGUGACAAGUCCAGAGCAGAGACAGCAUCCACUGUAGUCCAGGAGACAGGAGGAGUCCUGGUGCACCCCAACCAGGAGCCAGCAGUGAUUGCAGGGCAAGGCACCAUCGCCCUGGAGGUGCUGGAGCAGGCACCUCAGGUAAAUGCAGUGGUGGUUCCUGUUGGAGGUGGAGGAAUGGUUGCAGGAAUAGCAGUCGCCAUCAAGGCUUUGAGGCCAGAUGUGAAGGUGUUUGCUGCUGAGCCAAGCAAUGUGGAUGACUGUUACCAGUCCAAGGUCCGAGGGGAGCUGACCCCCAACCUCCACCCACGGGACACCAUCGCAGACGCGGUAAAAACCAGCAUCGGGCCCAACACGUGGCCCAUCAUCAGGGAUUUGGUUGAUGAUGUCCUGACAGUCUCAGAGGAAGAAAUCAAGCAAGCCACGUGGCUGGUGUGGGAAAGGAUGAAGCUGCUGAUUGAGCCAACAGCAGGCGUGGGACUGGCGGCCGUGCUCUCGGAGAAGUUCCAGGCAGUCCCCCGGGACGUGCAGAACGUUUGCAUCGUGCUGUGUGGGGGAAAUGUGGACCUGAGAUCCCUGACCUGGCUCACAGAGCUCUCUGUGAAAGCAGAAUGAGGAUGGACUGGUGUUUCAAGGAAUGAAAAGCUCACUCUGAAUUUGUGCGGUGGUUUGUGCGCUACUAAAAACAGAUCGAGUCCAAA
Molecule: messenger RNA, 929 nt
Organism: Melospiza melodia melodia
Lineage: Eukaryota; Metazoa; Chordata; Aves; Passeriformes; Passerellidae
Gene: SRR
Product: serine racemase
Exons: 5
Coding region: 16-843 (275 amino acids)
Biological process (GO): D-serine biosynthetic process
Molecular function (GO): L-serine ammonia-lyase activity; pyridoxal phosphate binding; ATP binding
Source: RefSeq, a predicted model, not a curated record